UCACAUUUCACGUGGUAUGAUAAACGUCAAAUUGCUGCAAUAUAAACGCAAACUGAGAACAAACGUUUUUAAAUAGCACGAACUUGUUGUUUUUUACUUAAAGUACAUAGAAGUUUGCUACAGAAAUGAAGAUAAAGAAGCAACAUCGCAAAAAGAAAUACCUUCACAAACUUAACCGAAAGAGAAUGCAUCUCAAACAAAAAAGCACAGGCGAGGUUAAUUGUAAACCAAUAAAAGAUGCAUGGGAUUUCAAAAAAUCUUCUCUGCGAAACAUGAAGGAUAUGGGUCUGGCAAAUGAUCCUAAUAAAGUCAUAAAAAUACCCAAUUUUAAGCAGGAUAAAGUGAAGUUAGCUAAAAAGAUAGUUAAUCAAGAAGAAUCUGAUGAAGAAAGUGAAGAAGAAACUAUCCAGCCAGCAGUAGUUAAAAAAGAGGUUGUUGAAAUAUUAGAAAAGGAGGCUAAGGCACCACGGCCCAGGCGAUUCAUGUUACCGAAACCCCAAGUUGAAUUCAUAACAUACUUGCUAGACAAAUACGGGCAUGACUACAAGGCUAUGGAAAAGGACAGGAAAAACUACUAUCAAGAAACUUGGAAACAAUUGAGGGCAAAAAUAAAGACAUUUAUGGGUAUUCCAAAGCAGUACAGUGAAUACUUAGCAGCCAGAGGGUUAUUAGAUAAAGAGGAUGAUGAUGAGGAAUUAAAGAAAUUGGCUAAAGGACUGAUCGUAGAUGAUGAUUAACUGGAACACAACUUUUGUUAUAAUAACUGUAAAUAAAUUAAUUUUAAGGAA
Molecule: messenger RNA, 788 nt
Organism: Trichoplusia ni (cabbage looper)
Lineage: Eukaryota; Metazoa; Arthropoda; Insecta; Lepidoptera; Noctuidae
Product: nucleolar protein 16
Exons: 3
Coding region: 126-737 (203 amino acids)
Biological process (GO): ribosomal large subunit biogenesis
Cellular component (GO): nucleolus
Source: RefSeq, a predicted model, not a curated record